This is a messenger RNA of Lepisosteus oculatus (spotted gar), 1605 nucleotides long. The record is from RefSeq and is a predicted model, not a curated record. Lineage: Eukaryota; Metazoa; Chordata; Actinopteri; Semionotiformes; Lepisosteidae.
CCAAAAAGAAACCAACGAACGAAUUAUAGAGGAGCAAAAAUUAAUACGCGCAGAGUUGUGCAGGUUAAGGGAAGAAAUCCGGCAGGCCCCGGUAGCGGGGAGAGGCACCAGGAAGAACAAAUUACACUAGAAAAGAUGACUGAGCUUGAUGAUGUGGAAGCGUAUUUAACCACCUUUGAAAGAACUGCAACUCGAAAUGCAUGGCCCAAAGAGCAAUGGGCUGGGAGAGUAGCCCCUUAUUUAAUUGGAGAAGCCCAAAAGGCAUAUUAUGAUUUAAAAGAAGAAGAUGCAGAGAAUUAUGAGACUCUGAAAAACAAAAUAUUGGCAAGACUAGGGGUAACCAUGGCGAUACGAGCAGUCCGGUUCCACAAUUGGAGCUACCAGAUAAACAAGCCUACGAGGUCUCAGAUGUUUGACCUGGUACAUCUGGCAAAGAAAUGGCUCCAGCCAGAAGAAUUAAACCCAGGACAGGUGGUAGAAAGGGUGGUGUUGGAUCAUUUCGUGAGGAGUCUGCCUGUGCACCUGAAAAGAAAAGUAAGUGAAGGGGAUCCUCAGACCCUAGAUCAAGCUGUGGACUGGGUGGACAGACACCAUGCCACAGUGGCCCUGAUUAGGGAGAGAAAAGGGGACUUUCGGAGGGAGGAGAGAAGAAGCCCCAAGAGUCUGGAAACCGAAAUAAAGUACCGGCCAAUAAAGUAUAGUGAUUAUCGGGAACCUAUACAGUUAAAAAAAACCCUUCGGGGGAAGUCUGACUCAAUGCCCCGGCCAUGGGAAGAAACCCGGCGAUGUUUUAAUUGUCAGGAAGAAGGGCAUUUAGCCAGCUAUUGCCAUGGCCUGCCCGAACCCAUGCAGGUAGACCCCAGAGAUGAAGCCCUAUGCAACUACCUUACAGCGGGGGUCCCGACCCGCGAGGAUCCCCAUCUUACGAAAAUCGAGAUAGAGGGAGAACCCAUCGAGGCCUUAUUGGACUCUGGCAGUGCGGUGAUCCUGGUGACCCCUACAAUACUUCCGGGAGGACUAGAGAUUCCAAGAACAAAGGGAAUACCUAUUACUUGCAUUCACGGGGACACCAAAGACUAUCCGACGGUCGAAUUGAGCAUCUCUACAGAACAGGGGACCUACCGCUCAACGGUAGGAGUGGUUGAGCAGUUGCCAUACCCUGUCAUACUGGGACGAGACUGUCCCCAUUUCCUCCAGAUUUGGAACACGAUCCAAUCAGCUAGGCCAAGACCAAUUCCCUGGCUGGAAGACAGUGGUGAUGCCCCUGCCGACGACCCUGAUGAGACGGACCCACAAGAAAGCGGAACGGAACUUGGAGUUGAGUUUGGAAAUAUGGAACUACCGAACGGGGAACCCCCAGAACGUCGGGGUAAGUUUGGGACGGCCCAACUAGAAGACGGGAACUUGAGACAUGCGUGGGGAUAUGUCAGGAAAAUUGAUGGGGAGUGGUGUACUGAUCCUAACACAGUGAGUUACCCAUAUUUUAUGACAAAGAAUAAUCUCCUUUAUCAAGUGCAGCAGAAGGGACAGGAAGAAGUGGAACAACUUCUUAUUCCCCGGCCUUACCAGAUGAAACUCCUCAACUUGGCCCAUAGCCACCUCCUG